This is a messenger RNA of Myxocyprinus asiaticus (Chinese sucker), 7725 nucleotides long. Its product is annotated as E3 ubiquitin-protein ligase NEDD4-like. The record is from RefSeq and is a predicted model, not a curated record. Gene Ontology annotation, molecular function: ubiquitin protein ligase activity; protein binding; sodium channel inhibitor activity. Gene Ontology annotation, biological process: regulation of dendrite morphogenesis; ubiquitin-dependent protein catabolic process. The transcript is spliced from 27 exons. Lineage: Eukaryota; Metazoa; Chordata; Actinopteri; Cypriniformes; Catostomidae. Bases 1751 to 5710 code for a protein of 1319 amino acids.
AUGGUGACUUUGUGUAAAAUCUGCCUAGAAUCUCUUUUUGUGUUCAACAGAAGAAAGACAUGGGUUUUUGAAACAACAUAAGGGUCCAUUCUGCAGAACGUGCCAGAAUUUUGCCCAAAUUCAGUGCAUAAAAUUAGGAAAAUAGUCUUUAACACUCUUGGCAAUAGUCACGUUUGCCCUCUGUUUCUCCUUAGACAAAGGGCUAUGCACUACAGUAUGUCACUCUCAGCUUGCAUGCAAACAAUGUGGUGUAAUCUCUCUGGAUUUUCAUGUAUGAUUUUCAACUUGCUCGGCCUGUCAGCAGUCUGCUUCAAAUCGAUUAUGAUAUUUGAAGCCUGUCAGCAGCACAGAGUUAAAGAUACCAAUCUUUUUGGAAUUUUUUUUUUUUUUUUUUUGUGGAUUUUGGGUUGUUUUCAUUGAACAGAACCAAAUGCCAGCACAAAAAAGUUAAAGCUAUUGACCAGUGAUUAAUUAUACAACCAGUCAAUUAAGAAGAAAAAAAAAUAUAUAGAUAUUUAUAUUAUUUGUUUUCCAGAUUACCCAAAAUUUAAGCAGGUUUUUAAGCCUUGCAAAAUACAUUAGAUUGCCUUAAACGGUUGCUUUUGUUUUAGGAAUGGUAAUUGUUGUGGAUUUAUUUUUUCAGCUCUUGUAAAAUAGCCCCUGUGUUGUAUCCUGAACCUUUGUUAUUGUGUUGAGUGUGAAUGCCUUGCGGUUAAAAACUUCCCAUGAGUAUUUUUAAAGCCGAUAGAAUAUUUCAACCAUGCCAGCCCUGAAGAAUCUUGAUGAGACAAUUUGCAUGUCAAUGUAAAAAGCAGUGGUUUUUUUUCAAUUAAAUGUACACAUCCUGGAAAUUUGAUAUGUUUGUGAGAAGAGGGUCAGAUUCUUCCUUUUCCCGACUAAAAAGCAGCUUAGACCAGCCUAAUAUGGGUUGCUGGUCUUAGCUGGUUUAAGCUGGUUUAGCUGGUCUGCCAGUCUAGCCAAGCUGGUGUUUAGCUUGUUGGCCAACUGUUCUUCGAACCUGACUAGAUGACAAGUGCCCAAAACCCCUCUAAAACCAACAUUCAGACCAUCCUGACUAGGGUGGGAGACUAGGUAAGACUAGGUUUGGCUGGUUUAAGAAUUGUUUUUCUCUACAGGGUUGUUGUCUUGUGAUGUUGAAGAUUUUGAGGUUCUGAGAGAUGGUUUAAGUGGAAUGAACUCUGUGGGUUAUACCACGUCCCAAGUUGGCUUGGCCCAGUGUCCCCGGUGUGUGGGAUGAGCAUAGAUUUAUGAGCUUGUGUUUUCUGAGUCAGCUGUGAUCCCUCUCUCACUCAUCCCACCCCUGGUGGUCUAGUUCCUUCUGACAGAUCAGUAGCAGCUGAGAGAGUGCUGUUUGGGCCUAACCAAGAGGUGGGGGUGGGUGCCAUCUGGAUCAUGUGACUCCUGCCACCCUACCCUCACCUUUGCUUGCAAGAGCACCAGGCGUCCUUAUCCAAUCAUGCCUGGAAUGCAGCUUGCCACUUGGGCUAUUUCUGCUUUCUGUCGCUAUCGGAGUGCAGGGCUAACGGUUUGAUACAUAAGAGUUUUUUUUUCUUUUUUUUUCAUUUCCCCAUCUGACUCCUCUUUCCAGCUUUUUUCGCUCCCUCUCUCUCUCUGCCUGAAGUAUGUGGGUUGAACUUUUAAGCUCCCUGGCAGCGCUUCACUGGUAGCUGUUAAAUGAAGCAGUCUCUGUCUGUGAGUAAGGGAAAGAGAGAAAGAAAGGAAAGAGUGGAUGAGCAAGACAGAGAGUGAGAGAGUGAGAGAGAGAGAGAGAGAGAGCAAAAGGGGAUCACAUGCACAAAAGAGUGGGCGAGACAGAUCCAGCAGAGCUGGACAGAGACAGAUCAAGAUAGACAGGAGAAUGUCUCACCGCCUGCAGUUGUAUUUUGGCUCUGGAUGCAGUAAUACUGUGCCUGAGUUUGAGCAGCUUAAUGGGGCGGCAGAGGAUAGAGAAGAGAAUGCUACCAGUAAUGGGAGAGACUACAGCGGCGUAGGAGCCAUGAUGUACCAUACGCAGCCACGAAACGGAGGACUUACUGAGAACCCAGAGUCGGGUACGGCUGCUGUUUCUGAUGCCUCUCUAAAGCGAAGUUCUUCGAUGUUCAUCCCACAGCUCCAGGGUCAAACCGAACCACGGAUGACCAAGAGCACCUCUGUGCAGAUAUCGCUCCAACGUUCAAGUGCUCCCCAAAAAGAUGCAUCAUCCCUUGAUCCACCUCCGGGAUACCCCCAGGAGCCAGCUCCACCCUACCCUGAACCUGGUGAAGGUUGGCCUUUACCUCCACCUCCACCCUACCACAGAAGAGAGGGCCCACCGUGCCACAAUGUGGACCAAAGUCAACCAGGCACUAAGCCUAUCCAGCCUGAGAGACAAGUGUUUUGUGUCCGGCCAAUUGAUGGGCAAAAUGGAUAUGCCAUUAUGGGUGUACCCAGUGGAGGUCCCCAAGGGCUUAGCAUGGGAGGUUUCUCUAUUCAAAGAAGAUUUGCAGAUGGCUCAGAUGUCCAGCAGUUUAAGAUCAUGCCAUUCAGCAAAGAAGGCCAGAAUGGCCCGUUCCAUCGCUGGUACGUCCGGCAAAACACAAAUGGAAGCACUGGCACACAGAGACUUGUUUUCCAGCUUCAACAGGACCAAGGACGGCACACAAGCACUAAUUCUCAAACUGAAGUGACUGAUUUUGGCUUGACGGAAUCUGAAGCUGGGCAUGUUGUGCGAUACCCUCGGAUCCGACUUGAGAGGAGCGCUUCGCAGCCGUUACAAUCCAGAGGAGUUCCUUCACGCCUCGGGUCCAUGCCAAAUCUUCAUGCCCCAAUCUCAGAAAUGGAAAAAGAGAGUGAGAUUGUUGAGAACAUACCUCGAGGUUGCACAUUCAAGAUUAGGAAGGAGCAGAACCCCAGACAGCCCAAGUUUAAGAUAUAUUUCAGCCAGGGAGGCGAGCACAGUCCCACCCAAUCUCGGGAUAUUACCUUUGGAAAGGUGCCUGUCUGCAUCAACCCACAGACCAGAGAUGACUUCCUUGGACAGGUGGAUGUACCUCUUAACCAUUUACCAACGGAAGACCCAGCAAUGGAGCGGCCGUACACGUUUAAAGACUUUCUGCUGCGUCCGAGAAGUCAUAAGUCUCGAGUGAAAGGCUACCUAAGGCUGAAGAUGGCCUAUCUGCCAAAGAAUGGCGGCCAAGAAGAGGAGACCAGUGAGAUGAGAGAAGAGGCUGAGGGCUGGGAGGUGACAGACUCUACAGAUCCAGGCUCCCAGAGACCUCAGCAACUCCUGCCGCCACUGCCUCAAGGCUGGGAGGAGAAGGUGGAUAACCUGGGUCGGACCUACUACGUCAACCACAACAACCGCACCACACAGUGGAAGAGGCCCAGUAGUGUGGAUGUGGUUUCAGAAACGGAAAAUGAUAAUCACUUGCGGCAGAUUAACCAGGAAGCCCACCGAGUUUUCCGCUCCCGACGGCACAUUAGCGAGGACCUGGAAAACGAGCAGCUGGACCUCAGAGACAUCGACGAUUCUUGGGAGCCUAUAUCGGAGGAGGACCCAGCUUUAAUAAGUGAUGGACUGAAUCAUUCUCUAUCAGGACCCUCUUCUCUCGCGAUGCCCCACUCAAGCACUCCAGAGUUCUCUGAUGAGAUCAGCCUUAGAUUGUCUCUUGCUCCAGACACGAACGGAGAAAUCCCAGGACCCAGCUCUGCUGUGCAGAGUCAUCUGUCUUCUCGGCUGCGCUCCUCUAGUAUGACUGAUGGAGUGAGUGAUCAGGCUCAACCUCCCACACCAACGCAGAACUCCCAGACCCGACGAACACGAGCACAAACGGUCACAGGCGUUGAGGAUACAAUGUCUCCAUCGGCCAGCUACGCAUUGACUACGCCGGGUCUACCUCCGGGCUGGGAGGAACGCAAGGAUCCCAAGGGACGUACAUACUACGUCAACCACAACAACCGUAGCACCACCUGGACACGCCCCAUUCUGCAGCACACUGAAGAUGGAGCCAGUACUUCAGCUGCGGCAGCAGGGGGUGCUACAGCAGCCACGCCUCCAGCCUCCACCCCUUCCUCCUCCAGCGGCCAUCUGAGUGAACCACAAGUGCGCAGACCCCGUAGCCUCAGUUCCCCAACAGUCACACUCUCUUCCCCCCUAGAGGGAGCCAAUAAUGCCCAGAUACGACGAGCGGUGAAGGACACAUUUUCCAACCCUCAGUCUCCGCAACCCUCUCCCUAUAGCUCACCCAAAUCCCAGCACAAAGCAAACCAGAGCUUCCUGCCCCCCGGCUGGGAAAUGAGAAUAGCGCCCAACAGCCGGCCUUUCUUCAUCGACCACAACAGCAGAACAACCACCUGGGAGGAUCCACGGUUGAAGUAUCCCGUUUACAUGAGGACAAAAGCAUCUCUAGACCCCGGUGACCUUGGCCCACUUCCUCCUGGGUGGGAGGAACGAGUGCAUGCGGAUGGAAGAACAUUCUACAUCGACCACAACACCAAAAAGACACAGUGGGAAGACCCUCGCCUCCAAAGUCCAGCCAUAACUGGACCUGCUGUGCCAUAUUCCAGAGAAUUCAAGCAGAAGUAUGACUACUUCAGGAAGAAAUUAAAGAAACCGGCAGACAUUCCUAACCGUUUUGAGAUGAAGUUGCACAGGAAUAACAUCUUUGAGGAAUCGUACAGACGGAUCAUGUCUUUAAAGAGACCCGACAGCCUGAAGGCCCGUCUAUGGAUCGAGUUUGAAUCGGAGAAAGGUCUGGACUACGGAGGAGUGGCCAGAGAAUGGUUCUUCCUGCUCUCCAAGGAGAUGUUCAACCCUUAUUAUGGGCUGUUUGAAUACUCAGCCACAGACAACUACACACUCCAAAUUAAUCCAAACUCCGGCCUAUGUAAUGAGGAUCAUCUCUCAUACUUCAAAUUCAUCGGUCGGGUUGCAGGCAUGGCUGUGUAUCAUGGCAAGCUAUUGGAUGGUUUCUUCAUUCGACCAUUCUACAAAAUGAUGCUGGGCAAACAGAUCACACUGAAUGAUAUGGAGUCAGUGGACAGUGAAUACUACAACUCUCUGAAGUGGAUACUCGAAAACGACCCCACCGAACUGGACUUGCGGUUCUGUAUUGAUGAAGACAACUUUGGACAGACUUACCAGGUGGAUUUGAAGCCAAGCGGAUCAGACAUGGUUGUAACCAAUGACAACAAAAAGGAAUACAUAGACUUGGUGAUUCAGUGGCGGUUUGUGAACAGGGUACAGAAGCAGAUGAACGCCUUUUUGGAGGGUUUCACUGAACUCAUUCCCAUCGACUUGAUAAAGAUUUUUGAUGAAAACGAACUGGAGCUGCUGAUGUGUGGUCUUGGAGAUGUAGACGUGAAUGACUGGAGACAGCACACAGUCUAUAAGAACGGCUACUGUCCGAAUCACCCUGUGAUCCAGUGGUUUUGGAAGGCUGUGUUGUUAAUGGAUGCUGAGAAGAGAAUCAGACUUCUGCAGUUUGUCACCGGAACAUCCAGAGUGCCAAUGAACGGCUUUGCUGAGCUCUACGGUUCCAAUGGGCCGCAGUUGUUUACUAUAGAGCAAUGGGGGACACCUGACAAACUCCCUCGAGCUCACACGUGCUUUAAUCGCCUGGACCUCCCAACUUAUGAGUCAUUUGAGGACCUGCGGGAGAAGCUUUUGAUGGCGGUGGAGAAUGCCCAAGGCUUCGAGGGCGUCGACUAAACAGAACCCUCCAUACACCUAACGCAACUGACAAGCAGAGACAUGUACAUCACACAUACAUGUAUACUCAAUUAUAAACAUUUUCUCAAGUUGCCAUUGUACAGCCAGAGCCCAGCAGUCGCAGGUGUGUGAUGUCAGCACAGUAUAUGCAUGUAUCUGUCUAGCUGGAAUGCCAUUGGCUGUGGACAUGUCUUUGAGCCUCCAAACAGCUCUACGGUGUCCUACAAACCAUAUCCCUCUCAACACUUUUUCAUUUUUAUUUUAAAUCUAUCUCUGAGGCCAUGGUAACUUUUUUUUAUCAGCAAUGAUUUGGAAAAAUUUAAAGAAUUUGCUCAGAUACAUAGUGUUUUAACUGGUGGCCUCAGAGUGGGCGUGGCCUUUCUACAACAUAAUAACAACCACAGCAACCAAUCAUGUUUCUGCAUCAGUAACACAAAUGCAAUGCUGAGCUCUCUUAUCAGGUCUUAAUACCACCAGAUUACCUUAGGAAUCACAGCCAGGAUGAAGGACACACCCUUAUCCUCAAUUAUCCCGCCGACUACGCCAAGUUUCCCCUUCCUUCAACAAGGAUUAUUUUUUAUCUUCUUUUGCAAGCCAAUAAGCAACAGGAUGUUGAUACUUGUUUUUAAUAGUUUAUUAUGGCUGUUAUUAUCAUUCUUGCUGAGUAAAUGGAUUUGUACCAACAAUGUGGUUUACUAUUUUAUUUACAAAGUUAUCAAAAAUGCAUCAAUGGCCUGGCUAUAUUCAAAUAAAUAUCCAUAUCAUUGUGGGUAAAAACAACAAAACAAAACAAAAAACAUGAUCAACAUGGUUAUUGUAUUGCUUUGAAAACUGGCAUGAACAUGUAUCUUGUGUUUCAGUAUGAUUACGUAGUAAUUAUAAAGCUAUUCUCCUUCUUGGUUGAGAGUAAGAUCGAAAAGAAGUUGUGGAUAAACGAGGACAUGCAUUGGACAUGUAAAUUAGUUUGUCGCAGUGGGUUCUCUUAAAUUGUAAUAAGUAUUGUUCCUAUCUUUAUUAUUAAAAUUAAACCUGUUCAUAAUGCUGUAAAUUAGUUUGUUUUGGGGAAAGAAACAGUUGGAUUCUUUUAAUGUACGUGUUAAGACUGUUCGAAGUAUUAAUGAGCGACAAAGAGUGAAGCUAUCUUAAAAAGCGCUGUGAUUCAACACUACAAGUCUUGUAGACUUUCAGUACAUAAACUUUCUUAAUUUCUAUCUGUCUUUCUUUUUUCUUCUAACACCACUAUACCUAAAAGGGCACUUUAUUGAAGAAACAUUAAUGUCAUGUCACCUGUUUAUUUGUGAACUUGAAUGUGAUUAUAUACUUUAUUUCUUUUUAAGGCACUCAAUAACAUUGGUGCAGUAUCUAUUGUUAAUAAUCUGCCUGCUGCUAACAAAUCAGUCAUGGAGCAGGGCUUUCAUAUUAUAGCUUGCCCCCGGAUCUAAUCUAGAGACGGAUUGGCUAGUCUUCCUUAAAGGAAUAGUUCACCCAAAAAUGUAUAUUCUGUUAUUUACUCACCCACAUGUUGUUCCAAUAUCAAAUACGUUCUUUAUUACAUGGAAUACAAAAGGAGAUGUUGGGUAGAAUUGUAAAUUCACCAUUUAAGGUAAUUAGGAUUUGGAACAACAUCAGGGUGAGUAAAUGAUGGCAGAAUGUUCCUUUCUGGUUGAACUAUCCCUUUAAAUGGUUCAGAAUUGAAUUGGACAAGCUUAUAACUGUUCCCAGAUCAGUUGUGUAGGAGCGAGCUCCACCUGGAGUAAAACUUUGGACUGGUUCUUUUUGUAUUUUCCAGUCUUUUCUGUAUCCCUCUUCACUCACACUUUCUGGGCCACUGAUAUGAUAAUAUUAUGAUUAUUUUUAUUGUAAAUUACCCUUUCUCUUUUGUAGGGCAGUUCUUCUUUUUUUUUUUUUUUUUUUUAAUUGAUGAGGAACAUUUACCUUGUCUGGUUCCUGCUCACCACAAGACCUUGCGAUUCAUAUAACUUUGUUCAAAAUAAAUAAAAUAAAAAAAAAUUUAA